Adineta steineri is the source of this 1899-nucleotide messenger RNA. NCBI's taxonomy places the organism in Eukaryota, Metazoa, Rotifera, Eurotatoria, Adinetida, Adinetidae. The record is from the annotation of a GenBank genome assembly.
AUGAACAACGGACAAUCAGCAACAAAUGUAUCGGCAGUUUCAGGAGGUGCAGAAGAUCGUCAACGUAUCAAACUUCAAGAAAUUCAAAAUGUUCUUCUAAUCUGGUUAGGCAACAAUAUCGACGAGAACAAAGACGAUUGCCAAAAUACAAUCACACAAUUGCGACGGGUUGUCAACGAUAUUAAUACAUUUACAGAUGUUGAUCAAUGCUUUGAGUUCAUUGAAACAAUCGUCGACCAAAAGGCGUGUAUGAUCGUAUCUGGAUCAGUUGGACAACAUUUUGUGCCUUUUGUGCACAAUAUGUCUCAAGUUGAUUCGAUUUUUAUUUUUUGUGACAACCGAAAACUUCAUGAACAAUGGGCCAAAGACUGGCCGAAAAUAAAAGGUAUCUUCACAGAUAUUACACCAGUCUGCGAAGCUCUCAAGGAAGCUGCUCAUCAAUGUGAGCAAAAUGCCAUUCCCAUCAGUUUCGUGGAAUCAAAUCAAAAGUUGGAUCAAUUAGAUCCUUCUUUUAUGUACACCCAAAUCAUUAAAGAAAUAUUAUUAACCAUCGACUUCGACCAAAGUCACCUUCAGGAUUAUAUUAAUUACUGUUGCGAUGUUUUUCCAGAUAACGAAAAACAAAUAGAAAAUAUUAAACGAUUACAAGAUCAAUAUCAUAGCAAAACACCGAUCUAUUGGUACACGUGUGACAUGUUCCUAUAUCCCAUGCUCAAUGGCGCAUUACGAUUAAUGAAUGGUGAUAUCAUUACACGUAUGGGUUUCUUCAUUGGUGACUUGCAUCGACAGAUUGAACAACUACACCAGGAACAAUAUGCUGGUGCAACUGCUGCUGAUACCUUCACCGUUUUUCGUGGUCAAGGUUUAUCUACAGGGGAUUUUGAACAAAUGUUGAAAAUCAAAGGUGGUCUUAUUUCAUUCAACAACUUCUUAUCCACUAGUAAAGAUCGUGAUGUUUCCUAUGUUCUUGCCGACAGCAAUCAGGUCAAUCCAGAUUUAGUUGGAAUACUUUUUGUUAUGAAAGUAGAUCCAUCUCAAUCAACAUCACCAUUUGCUUCAAUUGCUAAUAUUAGCAAGUUCCAAGGUGAAGAAGAAGUCUUGUUUUCGAUGCAUAGCGUGUUUCGUAUCCAAGGUAUUAAACAGAUGGAAGAAAAUAAUCGUUUAUAUGAAGUUAACUUGGUACUUACUACUGACAACGAUCCAGAAUUAAGUAGACUUACUGAUUACAUUCGAGAAGAGAGUUUUCCAAAGUGUGAAGGAUGGUACCGACUGGGUUUAGUACUAUGGAAAAUGGGUCAAGUUGACACAGCUGAAGACAUUUAUCACAUUUUACUGGAUCAGACGGAGGAUGAUCAACACGAGGGAAACAUUUAUCAUCAACUUGGUUUGAUCAAAGGCCAUCAAGAAGCACUUACACUCUAUGAAAAAUCACAUGCUAUCAAGCAAAAAACUCUUCCACCUAAUCAUCCUAUUCUGGCUAUGUCCUACAACAACAUUGGUUUAGUGCAUGACAGUAUGGGUGAUUAUCCAGAAGCACUUUUAUCUCAUGAAAAAGCCCUUGAAAUCAAACAACAAUCACUUCCUUCCAAUCAUCCUGAUUUGGCUAUGUCCUACACCAACAUUGGUUUAGUGCAUGACAGUAUGGGUGAUUAUCCAAAAGCACUUUCAUUUCAUGAAAAAGCCCUUGAAAUUCAACAACAAUCACUUCCUCCCAAUCAUCCUGAUUUGGCUUCUUCCUACAACAACAUUGGUUCAAUGCAUGAUAGAAUGGGUAAUUAUCCAGAAGCACUUUCAUCUCAUGAAAAAGCCCUUAAAAUCAAACAACAAUCACUUCCUUCCAAUCAUCCUGAUUUGGCUAACGAGGGAAGGCCACCAACUGUCCCCUCGCUUUUGAGUUGA